Pelobates cultripes (western spadefoot toad) is the source of this 24638-nucleotide messenger RNA. Lineage: Eukaryota; Metazoa; Chordata; Amphibia; Anura; Pelobatidae. The record is from the annotation of a GenBank genome assembly.
AUGGAGAAAUAUUUUACAAUCUGGGUUAAAAACUCUGUUAACAUUCACAAAAUAGCGCAGAAUGACAGAGAGAAGAUUCGUCAAGUUCUCCCCCAAAGACGGUAUGUGUCCAAACUGCUUGGCCACAGAACUAAAAGUUAAUUAUUCUCAGUCAACAGUGCAUUGUUUGAAUAUCAAUAGUGCCUAAUAGUUAGGGAAGUUUUUCAAAUCAUAAAAAUUUAAAUAUAUAAAUAUAUUUUAAUGUGUUUUUGAGAUAGACAACACAGUGUACAGACUAUAUAUUGAGUUCAUGGUUCUUUCUUUGCUACUGUCCUUUAUAACAGUCAUUGCAGUGAUCCGAAUAACAUUUGGAAUUUGAGAUAGGCUGUAGACACGUUUUUGGUUUAGUCCUUAAUAAAAACCUACCAUCUCCUUGAUUCUCUGUGUUCUUCUAGAACCUCAUGGCUCACAUAUUCAAAUGGAGAGGACAUCGGGCAGCAUUUGGCACAGAAGAUGAAUUUCUUGUGGAAGUGCAGAAAGGUAUUCAUCAUAUGGAAGAGGCGACUGUUCCAAAAGAGAGAAAUCGCUUUAAGAUUUAAGCGUAAAGACGAUGCAUUAGUGCAAACAAUUUUACAGCACUGCCACGGACAAUAUCAGCGUAAGUACUUAUUCAUCUUUAGUUUGAAAAACUGUUCUCGACUCAGACAGCAUGUAACGAAUCACCUGGCACCCCGACUGGGUACCUCUGUUGAAGGAUGCUCCUAGCGAUUCCUGAGGACUCCAAGCACUGCAGCAGACACCACAACCACCGAACCGGAGAAGAAUUUUAAUGCUCUCAAGCAUAUGAAUGCUGUAAGCAGCUGAACAGGAAAAGUAUACAAUCAGCUUACACUCCUGGCAAUCAGCAUACAAUCCAAUUCCCCCAAUAACGAGACGACACUUCGUUUUAAGGGGUCAAGCAGAACUGACUGUACUGGCACAUACAGCCUCUUUUAUUCACAAUCCACAAACAUAGUACUGCCCACAGGGUUUUGAAAUACAACCAAUCAAUCCAUACAAUACACACAGACACUCCCACACAAAAUCCUCCCCUCUGCCUAUGAUAUGAUUAUUGAACACAAUGGUUAAUAUAAUUAUCACAGGCAGAGAAAUACAGUAUUAUAAAACAUAUCACAGGGACCCCAAAACAUGCAAUAACCCCAUAAAAGUAUAUCCUCUGAACCGGGGGAUCUGGGUGAACCACAUAUCCAAAAUUCACCCAGAUCCGUCCAGUAGUUUGGAAGAUACAGUUUAAUACAGAUUCUGCAGAACAUAUACAGGUUAUUUGAAAAAUAAUUACUGUAUAAUGUGUCCCCUGUUGUAUAGUUUAAAACUACUGCAUGAUGUCUUUGUGUACCAAAUACCCGCGAGAUGGCACCAUGUAGAAAAGUCCAAACAGUGUCUGUGAGUUAAAAUGGCCGCCAUCCAUUGUUCUCUGAUACAUGAAAUGGUGGCCACCCAGUAACUCCACAGUUUGUCUGGUAGUCUAUCCAGCCGGACCAACAGAUGAAACACAUGGGGAACAGUGCAACAAACGAAGGGAAUCAUAAAAAAUAUGGACAAUAGUCAUAUUUGUGCACAAUCUCCAGUUUAGUCACAGGGCACAAAUAGUGUUUUCAAAUGCCAUAUAUCCCAGGGCCAUAGUCAGAAGGUAGGAGGUGGGCAAGCAGCCCCCUCCAAGAACACGUGGCGAGGUCUGUUCCGCCACACAGCACUUUUUUUACACAGUUUUUGUUAUUUUUAAAUGUGUCCACUAGUUUUUGAUAAAUGUCUUUGAGAAAACGGGGCAAUUCAUACAUUUAGUUCAAAUAAACAUGUACUUUUUCUAGUACCGUGGGAUGCUAGUAGCUACUUCGAUCUGUGGCAGGUAUUCCAGUUGCUGUUUCCCUAAUGGCAUAAAGUGCAUUGAUCAUUAAGGGUUUCAAACUAUUUAUGUAAUUUAAAGAUGGUGGCCCCCGCAAGAAGGAAGUCUCAGAUCUUUAAGCUGAUAUCUGGCCACUGUAAAAAACAGGCGCUGGCUUUGUUAGAUUUCUGGUCACUGUCCAAAAGUGGUGAUUGUAUGUCCAGGUUCCCCACAAAGCAUUCACCAUAUCUCUGGGGUACCAGGUCAAACAUCUGCAUAUCUCCCAACAUUGGAAGAAGUGAGACUGGGACUGAGACCAUUGAUGUAACUCACGUCACUGAGGACCCCCAUAAUUGGUGGCCGUACUGAAGCUCUCUCUGCGUGGUUCUAGUGCGUGUUCACUGUGCCAGUGCUUACACUUUGUUGCCGGUGGACAGUUCUGCAGGACACCAGAGACAGAAAAUCGUGACUGUGUCGCCAAAAUCAGGACUGUUGGGAAGCCUGUAUCUGGACUUAAAAAAACAGAAAAAUACGAAGUCUCUUUCCAUGACUUGUGAUGGGAUUAGGAAAAGUGCGCAGACCCAGAUGACCUCAAUGAGCUUCAUGAUUCAUUUAUAUGUCCUCAUCAAGGCUAUGCCAUAACACGCAUGUCUGGUAGCAGGACAUCUUUAGUUGAAGUGUUGUGGGAGUUUGAAUGGAGGGCUUAAUGUUAUGUGUUUAUAACUAACAAUUUAACAAAGAGUACAUUGCACCUUCCUCGCCCCACUCAUGUUGAAGCAAUCCAUGUUGUGGAUAAUAAAUAUUAUAGCAAUAUGAAUAACAAAAAAAAACAAAAACAGUUUGUUACCUUUUUUGCCACGGUGUGCUGGUCUCUUGAUGAUCUCAGCCAAUCCAAGUCUUCCCCAUAGGGAAACAUUGUGAGGUUUAAACACAUGCACGGAAAAUGACUGAGCUGCACCAAACAGCAUCUCCUCAAAGAGAUUAAUUGGAGCGUGGAGAUCCUGAAUGUCAGUCUGAUAAUCCUUGUAGGACCAAAUCUAGGAACCGCCUCUAGUAGGUGUCUGAGUGACAGCCAGUAGAGGUGGUCCUAGGCAGCAAUGUAAACACUGUUUUUACUCAUAAAAGGAAGUGUUUACAAUGCUUGGCCUGCAGGGACAGAAUAACCUAGUGGUUCUGGUUCCUACAGUGUCCCUUUUAAUUUCUGUAAGUGAGCCCUGUACAUUCUAACUCUGAAGUUUGCUUUGAAUGCUGUUGUAUUUAAUCCAUUUUGUGAAGUCAGCAUUCCCAGCUUUAACAUAUUUUAAAUCCCUUAUUAGAGAGAAGAUUUUCCACCUACCUCUCUCUUUGGUCUCUGCAUCAUGCAGAGCAGUUGAAAAGGUCCAUGAUGAGAAGGUGGCACUUUGAGACAAUGAAGAGGAAGCAGGCCUUUCUAUACUGGCAGCGAGGCACCAUGCUCAGGUACCCUCAGAAUCCAGACAUCUCAAUAUGUUUCCAUCCACACCAUCCCAGCUUCCUCAGUCAACAUGUAUCUCCAGGUGAUACAUUUAAAGACAGUGCUGGAAAAUAAUGGUGGCCACACAAAAUAUUGACACUUUGGGCCCAAUUUGGACAUUUCCUACUUAGGGGUGCACUCACUUUUGUUGCCAACGGUUUAGACAUUAAUGGCUGUGUGUUGAGUUAUUUUGAGGGGACAGCAAAUUUACCCUGUUAUACUGGCUGUGCACUUACUAAUUUACAUUGUAGCAGAGUGUCAUUUCUUCAGUGUUGUCACAUGAAAAGAUAUAAUAAAAUAUUUACAAAAAUGUGAGGGGUGUACUCACGUUUGUGAGAUGCUGUAUAUGCAGUAAAAAUAUACCUACAGUAUAAGUACUGCAUACGCACCAGGAGGAGCCCAAACCAGUGCUGGGAUACAGCACAGAGGAUGGCAUUAGAUUUCUCUCCCGUUUACCGUCACAAUGGUUUUCAGGGAUUUACUUUCUAAAUGACGUUAUUAGUGAAUCAAUGCAUACUGGGACGGGCAGGUCCUACACUAAUCCGUAUUAUAUUGAUUCCUAUUAUUUCCUUUUAUCGUGCUCCUCGCCGUCUCUAAAUAAAUAAUAAGAAACUAGAAUAAUUUUAAUACAAUGAGUAAAAUUAUUCUAAAGGCUAUGUAUUCGCUAUCUCUUGUAGCAUUUACUGUAACUUUGAUUCUAUAUUUUAAGUUGUUUUCAGGUUUGGAAGAAGAGAAUGAUUGAAAGCUCUAUGGUAAAUCAGAGGGUCCUCGCGUUCCAAAUGACCUGGAGACUCACAAAAAUAAGGACCAUAUUUGGACUCUGGAGAGCUUAUUCACUCACACAGAGGAAAGCGGCCAUUUUUCAGAGGGCUGUAGAACACAGGACUCUUAAAGGGUUGAUGGAGCACUGGGCACAGUCAGUACAAGAAGCCAAAGCAGAACGCUAUCUCAGGAACAGAAGGAAAUUGUGGGCCCUGACCAGAUGGAAGACAGUCUUAGACCUUCAGUCACAGCUAUCAACGCGCAGGAACAUAGUGGCACAUUGCACUAUGGGAAACUUCUGGCAAAUCUGGUUAUUUCAGCACCGGCUUGUAGUAGAGUGCCAAAAAUAUCGCAACAAAGUAUUGUGUAAACGGUAAGGAAAACAAAUAUGGACAGAAGACAAAUAUAGGACGUAACUUUUUAAACUGUGAUAAUACGCAACAUAAAAUAAAUCUUUGUGUAGGCACAUAUAAUGUGUACCCUGUUCUGAUGGUGUUUAAAUCUGUCCAGCUGUUUUUUUUGUUUUUAUUUUAUAAGACAGCACCAGAUAGAUAAGCUGAUACCGUAUAAGGGGUGACACCAGAAGUGGGGUAUAUGUAGACAAACCCACUAAAAAUGGGAAAACACUGGUAGUCCAAGGAUUAAGCGGCCAGCUAUCCCCUUAGAUUUCAGUAUCCAUUGAGUAACGUUCACAGGUUUCAGAGGUACUUAGAUAAUGAGCAGACACUGGCUGUCAGAGGGUUAAUCAACACUCCAUUCCUGUAAAUAGUUUCUGGGAACCCAAACAAGAAGGGUUAGACACCCACAACGUUACCCAUAGAUUGGUUGUAGUAACCCCUGGUCCUCUCCCAGCCUAACUUAGCUCAACAUCAAAAAAUCAAAAGAUAAAGCACUCAAAUUAAGGGAGAAAAAAAAAAACCCACACACAUACAAGCUGUCCAAGGGUGGUCCUCGCCCCCCCUACCCUCUCCACCCUUAUAAUGUAUCAGCCUAUGUAUCUGGUCUGAGUGUCUACCUAGUAUCACCUAGUAACAAUCUCAGGUUGGAUAUCACCAGACGAAUUAGCUGGAAUAGAUUUAACAUACCAACUGAGACAUUUAUUUAGCUCUUAUUGGUCCUCGGGGAAACCUAAUAGGACUCUGGGGAAUUGCUCCUUCCUUGUAAUCUUAUUUCAAUUUUGUCUUAAUUUGUUACUUAUUCUAGGAAGCAGUAUACAUUCUUUGUUAUUUCGCUGUCUUAGUAAAUGGGUUACCCCCAUAUGUAAGUCUCUCCAGCAUGACCUAGCAGUUCUCCUUGUUGGUGAGCACUUUUUGUACUAUGUCAUCUUUUCAUUAACAUCUAAAAUCUGAAUUAUGGUGAAUUAAAAUCUGAAUGGUAAAAUUGGGACUAAAAUACCAAAUAUAAAAAAAAAUAAAAAAACUGCAAUCUACCUAUAGUCACAGCUUUGCUAUUUUACCUUCACAUUUGUUUUUAGUUUUUUAAUUUUAAUUUGUUACAGUUCAGAGUCUAUUUAAUAACUGUGAGAAUCUUACUUUGUCAUGCUGGUAAUUUUGGUGGUACCUUACAUUUGUCUUGUGUUUUAUAGCACAGUUUGUAAUAACACAGGCGUAUACUGUGAGCUAACCGGCCUCUGCUGAUUCCCCUGUUUGUGAAGUACAAUAAGGUUAUUAGGCAUCAUUUCUGCAUUCUAACUCUAUUUAUUUAUCAUUUUCCAACAUUGCAGGGUGUUCAAUAAAUGGGCAUUGUCAGCCCAAAUCCACACUACACAGAGAGAAGCGGCUACUCAAUUCAUGUCUGAUUGUUGCCAUCGCCUCCUUUUAUCAUAUUUUCACCACUGGAAAAAUAAAUUCCUAAAAAAACAGCUCUUAGUCAACGUGCUACACCAAAAGAAAAAAUCAUCUAAAGACCUGCAGCGCUGGAAGGCUGCCACUAGGGGGCACCAAGCCCUUAUUUUACACUCUACAUGUUCUGUGAAGCAGGCAGGUGACAUGGAUUGAUACAUUACUGUAUAUAGUCUCCUAAUUACUUAAUUUAUUUAUUUAUAAAAUAUUUUACCAGGAUGCAUCCUUACAUAUUGUAAACGGAGUUUCUAUUCAACAUAAGAUUAAAGGACCACUAUAGUGCCAGGAAAACAUACUCGUUUUCCUGGCACUAUAGUGCCCUGAGGGUGCUCCCACCCUCAGGGACCCCCUCCCGCCAGGCUCUAGGGGGUGGAAGGGGUUAAACUUACCUCUUUCUCCAGCGCCGGGCGGGGGAGCUCUCCUCCUCCUCUUAGGCUGAAUUCUCAAUGCUUUCCUAUGGACGCUGGCGCCUUCUCACUGUGAAAAUCACAGUGAGAAACACGGAAGCGCCUCUAGCUGCUGUCAAUGAGACAGCCGCUAGAGGCUGGAUUAACCCUAAUGUAAACAUAGCAGUUUCUCCGUCCCAACUUCCUUAAAUCCAAUCUGACGACAUUAGGGCAAAAAGGUGGGGUAUAAUGAAAAAUCGAGUUAUUUGUUUACGUUUUACUUUAUUUAUUAGUUUAAAGUGAUACAAUCCCAGAGUAACAUCGAACAAAGAGACAGAACAAUGAUUUCAGAAAUAUGCUGACAGACAAUUCGUUUUAGUAGUUUAUUUGAAAAUGUUCAAGAAUCGGUGCUUAUUCACUAAAUGUCAAAUUGUACCGAAAUAAAAGCUACUAAAAUUACACUGGACAGGGAGUUCACUGGGCAAUCUAAAAAUAUGGGGGUGUUAUAACGAUGAACGUAUAUUAUUAUAGCAUAAUAUUGGGGUGUUAUAACGAUGAACGUAUAUUAUUAUAGCAUAGUAUGGGAGUGUUAUAAAGAUGAACGUAUAUUAUUAUAGCAUAAUAUGGGAGUGUUAUAACGAUGAACGUUUAUUAUAGCAUAAUAUGGGAGUGUUAUAACGAUGAACGUAUAUUAUUAUAGCAUAAUAUGGGAGUGUUAUAACGAUGAACGUUUAUUAUUAUAGCAUAUUAUGGGAGCGUUAUAACGAUGAACGUAUAUUAUUAUAGCAUAAUAUGGGAGUGUUAUAACGAUGAACGUUUAUUAUAGCAUAAUAUGGGAGCGUUAUCACGAUGAACGUAUAUUAUUAUAGCAUAAUAUGGGAGCGUUAUAACGAUGAACGUAUAUUAUUAUAGCAUAUGAUAACAUUAUACAAAUAUAUUCGGGGCCAAUACAAACCAUCGUGUGGAAAUCUAUUCACAAACCAGACUUUACAUAGGACACGAGGCCAUGCGUUUAGACUGGAAGAAAGAAGAUUUCGUCUAAGGCAAAGGAAAGGUUUUUUUACUGUAAGAACAAUCAGGAUGUGGAAUUCUCUGCCUGAAGAAGUGGUUUUAUCAGAGUCCAUACAGAUGUUCAAACGGCUACUAGAUGCAUACUUGCAAGAACAGAAUAUUCAAGGAUAUAGUCUUUCAAUGUAGGGUAAUAACUGCUUGAUCCAAGGAUAAAUCUGACUGCCAUUCUGGGGUCAAGAAGGAAUUUUUUUCCUAGCUUGUUGCAAAAUUGUGCUUCAAACUGGGUUUUUUUGCCUUUUGGAUCAACAGCAAAAAACAAAUGUGAGGUAAGCUGAACUUGAUGGACGCAAGUCUCUUUUCAGCUAUGUAACUAUGUAACUAUGUAAUAUGGGAGCGUUAUAACGAUGAACGUAUAUUAUUAUUGCAUAGUAUGGGAAUGUUAUAACGAUGAACGUUUAUUAUUAUAGCAUAAUAUGGGAGCGUUAUAACGAUGAACGUUUAUUAUAGCAUAAUAUGGGAGUGUUAUAACGAUGAACGUAUAUUAUUAUAGCAUAAUAUGGGAGUGUUAUAACGAUGAACGUUUAUUAUUAUAGCAUAAUAUGGGAGCGUUAUAACGAUGAACGUUUAUUAUAGCAUAAUAUGGGAGUGUUAUAACGAUGAACGUAUAUUAUUAUAGCAUAAUAUGGGAGUGUUAUAACGAUGAGCGUAUAUUAUUAUAGCAUAGUAUGGGAGUGUUAUAACGAUGUACGUUUAUUAUUAUAGCAUAGUAUGAGAAUGUUAUAACGAUGAACGUUUAUUAUUAUAGCAUAAUAUGGGAGUGUUAUAACGAUGAAAGUUUAUUAUAGCAUAAUAUGGGGGUGUUAUAACGAUGAACGUAUAUUAUUAUAGCAUAAUAUGGGAGUGUUAUAACGAUGAACGUUUAUUAUUAUAGCAUAAUAUGGGAGCGUUAUAACGAUGAACGUUUAUUAUAGCAUAAUAUGGGAGUGUUAUAACGAUGAACGUAUAUUAUUAUAGCAUAAUAUGGGAGUGUUAUAACGAUGAGCGUAUAUUAUUAUAGCAUAGUAUGGGAGUGUUAUAACGAUGUACGUUUAUUAUUAUAGCAUAGUAUGGGAAUGUUAUAACGAUGAACGUUUAUUAUUAUAGCAUAAUAUGGGAGCAUUAUAACGAUGAACGUUUAUUAUAGCAUAAUAUGGGAGCGUUAUAACGAUGAAUGUUUAUUAUAGCAUAAUAUGGGAGUGUUAUAACGAUGAACGUAUAUUAUUAUAGCAUAAUAUGGGAGUGUUAUAACGAUGAACGUUUAUUAUUAUAGCAUAAUAUGGGCGUGUUAUAACGAUGAACGUAUAUUAUUAUAGCAUAAUAUGGGAGUGUUAUAACGAUGAACGUAUAUUAUUAUAGCAUAGUAUGGGAGCGUUAUAACGAUGAACGUUUAUUAUUAUAGCAUAGUAUGGGAGCGUUAUAACGAUGAACGUUUAUUAUAGCAUAUUAUGGGAGCGUUAUAACGAUGAACGUAUAUUAUUAUAGCAUAAUAUGGGAGUGUUAUAAUGAUGAACGUUUAUUAUUAUAGCAUAGUAUGGGAAUGUUAUAACGAUGAACGUUUAUUAUUAUAGAAUAAUAUGGGAGUGUUAUAACGAUGAGCGUAUAUUAUUAUAGCAUAGUAUGGGAGUGUUAUAACGAUGAACGUAUAUUAUUAUAGCAUAGUAUGGGAGUGUUAUAACGAUGAACGUUUAUUAUUAUAGCAUAGUAUGGGAGUGUUAUAACGAUGAACGUUUAUUAUUAUAGCAUAGUAUGGGAGCGUUAUAACAAUGAACGUUUAUUAUAGCAUAUUAUGGGAGCGUUAUAACGAUGAACGUAUAUUAUUAUAGCAUAAUAUGGGAGCGUUAUAAUGAUGAACGUAUAUUAUUAUAGCAUAAUAUGGGAGUGUUAUAACGAUGAGCGUAUAUUAUUAUAGCAUAAUAUGGGAGUGUUAUAACGAUGAGCGUAUAUUAUUAUAGCAUAGUAUGGGAGUGUUAUAACGAUGAAUGUUUAUUAUUAUAGCAUAGUAUGGGAGUGUUAUAACGAUGAACGUUUAUUAUUAUAGCAUAGUAUGGGAGCGUUAUAACGAUGAACGUUUAUUAUAGCAUAAUAUGGAAGUGUUGUAACGAUGAACGUAUAUUAUUAUAGCAUAAUAUGGGAAUGUUAUAACGAUGAACGUUUAUUAUUAUAGCAUAAUAUGGGAGCGUUAUAACGAUGAACGUUUAUUAUUAUAGCAUAAUAUGGGAGCGUUAUAACGAUGAACGUAUAUUAUUAUAGCAUAAUAUGGGAGCGUUAUAACGAUGAACGUUUAUUAUUAUAGCAUAGUAUGGGAGCGUUAGAACGAUGAACGUUUAUUAUUAUAGCAUAGUAUGGGAAUGUUAUAACGAUGAACGUUUAUUAUUAUAGCAUAAUAUGGGAGCGUUAUAACGAUGAACGUUUAUUAUAAUAGUAUAUUAUGGUGUUUCAUAGAGAUGAUAUUUUAUAAUAAUAAUGUAAUAUAGUGAACGUAUUUUAAUAUGGCACGGUGAUGCAGCUAAUUGCCCUUUGGGAAGGUUAAAAUACUGAACAUAUUUGGCAGAUAUCAGAUAAACUCAUGUUGUUGUCAGGUUUGUUUGUUAGACUGUGAAUAAAACUUGGGGCAAAUUUAAGUUAUUAAGUUUUCAGUUUUGCUAUUUUGGCCCAAAAUGUUUAACUUAUUUUGCCUUCACACUGAAUUCCAGAAAGUUGACACUUAUCCCGUGUGCGUUCACAUAUGGCUUACGGGUCACUUCUGUCUUACAGGCGUCCAACUUCUGGACACGAGCAGCCGCUGUAUCCAGAUACAGGACAAAAGCCCACGCUCCAAUUGGGGGGAGGAAACUCAGGAAAACAUGUCUUUUAUUAGCAACAGGUAGGAAAACGCCAGAGGAGAGAUGGCUUGCUGAACCAGAUUAAUAUGUCCUUCAGUAUCAAUGAUCCCAAAUAGCCCAACAUUGUAACACAGAGCUUGUGUACAGCCCAUGGGCUAGUGGUCUGCCCUUUUUAAAGUAGUGAUGGAUCAUUAUUAAAGGGACACUACAGGUACCCAGAGCACUUCAUCUCAUUGACGUGGUCUGGGUGCAGUGUCUCUGUCCCCUUAACCCUGACAUGUAAAACAUGUUUUAGAGAAACUGUAAUGUUUAUAUUGCAGAGUUAAGGCUGCCUCUAGUGCCUAUCUAGCAGAGAGCCACUAGAGGCGCUUCCUGCUGUUUCACAGAGUUUGACUCCAUGAAACGACACUGGGUGUCCUUUCCUAUAAGGAAGGCACGAAGUGUGCACGGCCCUUGCCGCACUUGCACAUUACCUUCCCCCUUGUCAUGAUAUCGGUGGACAGAGUCAGGGCAGAGGGUCCUCAAUGCUGGAUUAAGGUAAGUGGGGAAAAAAGUGUUUAUUUGUUUUUUAACCCUUUCAUCACUGCUGUGUGGUGAUGGGUGGGGGACGCAGAGGGACACUAUAGUGUUCCUUCAAAGAAAAACUCCUUACACCAUAACCACUACAUCCAGCUAUGGUGGUUUUGGUGCCAUGAUUGCACUGGAGCCUUCCCAGAGUAAGUAGUCAAACCAUUUAAGAAGUGUUUGACCAUUUACCUCAGUUUCACUGAGCACCCGUUGCCACCUCCCUGGCGCGAGAACUUCCUGCAAAGAACUGCUGCUACUUCUACUGCACACGUUACAUAGUUACAUAGCAACCGAGGCUGAAAAAAAGACCCAAUUCAAUCAAGUUCAACCUUCAUGAUGUUGGUCUAUAACCAUAGGCACAUACAACAUACACAGGCGUGCGCAGCCUAUUGCAUUAGGGUGUGCUCCCUAAAGCACAAGCACACGCCGCGUAUAUAUAUAUAUAUAUAUAUAUAUAUAUAUACACACACAUACACUGCUGUGUGUGCUGUGUGAGGGUGCUGUUAGGGUGCUGGUAGUGUGCUAUGUGGGUGAGGGUUUUUGUGUGUGUGCGCGCUUGUGAGGGUGCUGUUAAUGUACUGUGUGUGAGGGUGCUGUUUGUGCGUGUGUGCGUGCUUGUGAGGGUGCUGUUAAUGUACUGUGUGUGAGGGUGGUGUUUGUGUGUGAGGGUACUGGUAGUGUGCAGUGUGUAUGUUUGUUAGGGUCCUGUUUGUGAGGGUACUGUUACUGUGCUGUGUGUGUGUGAGGGUGCAGUUUGUGUGCUGUGUGUGAGGGUGCUGUUUGUGAGGGUGCUGUGUGUGUGGGUGCUGUGUGUGUUUGUGAGGGUGCUGUACGUGUGUUGGUGCUGUGUAUGUCUGUGGGUGCUGUAUGUCUGUGGGUGCUGUAUGUGUGUUGGUGUUGUGUAUGUCUGUGGGUGCUGUAUAUGUGUUGGUGCUGUGUAUGUCUGUGGGUGCUGUAUGUGUGUGGGUGCUGUGUAUGUCUGUGGGUGCUGUGUAUGUCUGUGGGUGCUGUAUGUGUGUAGGUGCUGUGUGUGUUGGUGCUGUAUGUGUGUGGGUGCUGUAUGUGUAUUGGUGCUGUGUAUGUCUGUGGGUGCUGUAUGUGUGUUGGUGGUGUGUAUGUCUGUGGGUGCUGUGUAUGUCUGUGGUUGCUGUAUGUGUGUGGGUGCUGUAUAUGUCUGUGGGUGCUGUGUAUGUCUGUGGGUGCUGUAUUUGUGUAGGUGCUGUGUGUGUUGGUGCUGUAUGUGUGUAGGUGCUGUGUAUGUCUGUGGGUGCUGUAUGUGUGUGGGUGCUGUAUGUGUGUAGGUGCUGUAUGUGUGUAGGUGCUGUGUAUGUCUGUUUGUGCUGUAUGUGUGUGGGUGAUUGUGGGGGGUGGAGCCGUGGAGGUGGGGGUACAUUACUUAAUAUCCCCCCUCCCUUCUUACCUUAUGUAGGGAGGGGAGAUCCUUUCUGCCUUCCCUGGUGGUCCAGUGGUGAGUGAACUCUAGUCCACGGCAACGCUCCAACCUCGAGAGAGGAACCCAGCGGAGCUGCUGGCUAGAGCUCCCCGGGUCCUCUCCUGCCUCCCUCCCUGCAUGUGGGUCAGUGGGGAGGGAGGCUGAGAGCAGAGCUGGCGCUCGGAUAGCGCCGGCUCUGCAUGAGCCGACAGGGGAGAUCCUGAGAUUCAAUUUGCCACAAAAAAGGAAAAAAAUCCCUCCUGAUUCCAUAAAAGCAAUCAGAUUUCUCCUUGGAUCAACAACCUGUUCACAUAAGUAUUAAUUUGAUUAUUCAAUAUUCAGGUUUUUAAAAAAAACAGGCAGACAUUUUAAAAAAAUAACACAACCUCUUCAGGCAGGUCUUGCUCAUUCGCUGAGAGCAUAAACUUGACUACUUAGCCAGGGCACUCGUGGUACAAUAACCACUACAGCUGACUGUAGUGGUUAUGGUGGCUGGAUUAUUGCUUUAGGUUAGUCUCGUGGUGCCGUUUCCCGAGGGCCCCUUUUUGGAACGCAGUGAUACAGGGCAGGAAGCCAAGUUUGAUUUCUAUGUAAUAAAUCACAGAACGGAUGCCUUGACCCUGCAUUCUGUAGCUCAGGCAAGAAAUGUGGAAUAUUAACAACAAAACUUCAAAUUUUAAGAAACAAAAUCUCCAACUCCAAUGCAUUUUUCCGGCUCAGGUAUUUAGAUUUGAAAUGAGGGAAUAUAUUGUCUGUUCUCCACAAUUCCCAGUUUACUAUCGUAGAGACAGAGAAUUUUUCCUGCUCAGCUACUUUGGUCUAAAUGUUAAAAAUUCUUUAGAAUUCUGAGUUUGGUAAAUAACUGACAGUUUAUACAGCAGAAGUAAAGGAGAGCUUUAUGUUUUAUUGUUACAUUUCAGUUACUUUAUCCGAUCAUUAUAUCGAUAUUUCAAUGACAGUUUUUGCCACGAGAACCAUAAAUGUUCCCAAUAAGUAUAACAUCGCUAUCCAGCCGUCAUUAUUUCCUGGAAAUCUCUGUGAUUUAUUAUGACCGGUCGGUUAGUUCCUGCGCAGUACUUUGAGUGCCAGAGGUUUUGAUUGCCACGUGGCUUUGGAACCCAGAGGGUGAAUGUCUAUUCAGAUAAUGCAGUAGGGGAACACUUUGCUGUUACUUCUGCUUAUUAAAGCUUUGCUUUACACAGCACCCAAGAAAAGAAAUGGAGGUUUUAUCCGUCAGACCGGCAAUAACGAGCGCCUUGUGCAGAGUUCUUUUCGCUAUUGGUUGUUCCUGUACAGAAAUCACGCUGUGAGAGAAGAGAUCGGCUGUCCUGGUGAUUGUGAAGCUGAGGGUUUGUCAGGAUCAUCAACAAACGUGUUGUCUCCCAGCGAAGAGCUGCUACGGUAAUGGGCAUCUCUAGAAUUGCGCGGUCAACCUGCAACUAACCGCCGCUGUUUAGUUACGAGUUCUGUGCUUUUCGGGGUUUGUCUUUAGUUUUUGAUGUGUGAAGCCGAGUCCCACAACCCAUCGUUACUGAUCUGACACAAAGGAUUCGCCAGAAACAUGUCACUGUUAAAAUGUCACGUUAAGAAUGGCAAGGGCAGUAAUAGCACAUUUUUGCACCUCAAAUGUUAUGGACUACAUCUACCAUAAUUCUCUCACAGCCAUAAUGCUGACAUAACAUCAGGGUAGAUGUAGUCCGCAACAUCUGGAGUACCGAAUGUUGCCUACCCCUGCUCUAAUGGCAGACAUGUAGCCAUAUUAAAAUAAUUCCAUCAGGCACUACAGAGAUGUACUUUGUGGACACUGGGGGUAAUAUGGACUGUAACUCACGCCAGUCAUGUUUCAUUUGGCUGAGAAUGAUAGUAAUUAGAGUCCACAGCACCUAGAAUCUAAACACACCCUGAACUAAUACUGAUCGUCUUCUAGCACCUAACUGUAUUCCUAUGCGUGAUCUUAAAAUCUGCACCCAUGAAUAGCACUGUAAUGCCGACUUAUAAAUGCUGUGCCAUCAUAGCGUUGCUCCAACAAUGCCUGACAUUUUGAAUGUGCUAGACAAACUAGGUAUAUUAUUUAUUUCAGAAGAAAUCCACUACAUGAAGCUAAUCUUUUAAAGCUGCUAGAUGGGUUUCAGCGCAGCCAGGAGAGAGUGCGGCUUGGAAUUGCGUGGUUGUACUGGAGAGGAAUAUACAAUACAGUGAUAAUGGGAAAAGGAAUGGUAAGAAACAGGGACAUACUCAUUUCUUAUAGACUCUUCUUUAAAUAUAGCAAUGUAAUGGGUGUCUCUAUGCUACAUAACCACUUCUGCUUGCUGCAGUGGUUAUGGUGCCUAUAGUGUUCUGGGCUGUCCCCGUUGGCCAUAAAUCAGAGCUCUUCCACUCUUCCUGGCUCUCAGAGACUUCCCUUUCCUUGACAGAAUUGAUAAUGUGUUAAAUAUACUUCUGCAUUAUAUAUUGGUUAUUCCAAGCACCAUAACCACCUCAGUAAUUUAUAGUGGUCAUGAUGCCUGGAGUCUGUAUGCACAUAUAGGGUUUAACUCCCCUUCUGCCAGGAGUGUAUAUCUUCCUCCGGUAUUUUCAUGUUGGCAUCAUUAGCCAGACCGGAACAAGAGUUCUGGAUUUGCUAAUGUCAAUUCUGUGCAUAUGUGGCAUCUGUCAUCAAAGUGCACAGCCCGACCAUGGAAGCACAGCAAGCUGCUGACAGCCAGCCAAUGGAAGCACAGCCCGCUGCUCUGUACCGCUGAUGUCCUCCCCUCAGUCCAUCCUCCUGACAUCCAUCGCCCUCAACUGAGUACUAAUUAUGUUAGCAGAUGGGGCAUUGACUGCUGAGAAAAGUUGGCCUCAACACUGGAACAAAACAGAGUUUUAGCGAUUGGGGGAGUGUGUACCCGAAUAGGAAGGUUACUCUGACUCUGAUUCUUCAAACAGUGCAUUUUGGUUGAUUCUUUAAUAUCAGUUUUGCCCAAUUUGAAUGAAGCAGUGCUGAUUGGUUGAACUUAGCCCAGUGGUCCCAGCCAAUCACCUCCAACCAGGGUGCAUGAAAAUGAUGAAAUGGACAUCGAUAAUGCCAAACUCUGUUCACGCAGUAGGCUUUAGUCGUUCCAUUACCUAGUGUCUCACUUCUCCUAAAGAUUUCUUUGCAUUGAAACUGUUAAUAAGUAACUUUUAUAGCAUCUGCCGGAAGAGAACUAAAAGCUUCUCCCACGCUGAGAUGUUAAUAUAGAAUGUGAUAAUGUAAAGCGACGUACUCUGUAUUGACUUAUGUUAUGAAAUGUUAACUCACCCUCUGGGCUGUAUUGAUCGUAGCAAAGGUCAGUUUUAUAUACGUUGUACUGAGAAAUAUGCCAUCUCAUCACUAAAGAUAACACUGGGGCGUUAUCAACUAAAUUGUGUCGUACCGUUGUAUUGAAAACUAACUUGCAGUACCAACAAUAAAUCUAUCAGAUUCACACAAAGGAUUGAAGAGUUGUGCACAGCCACCUAGAACAUAUAUGUUGAGAUAAGUACAAUAAUCCUUUUCUCAGUGUCCUAUGAUCCUUCAGGGAAUAUUUAGGCCAAAACAAUUGAAAUUAAAAGGAAAGAAAUUAAAAAAAUUGUCCUAAAUGUUCUAAGUUAGAUAAGAACCCUCCAUUGUCCGUGAUUCUGUGGAUCGAGUUUAUUUUAGUAUUACCUUCAUUCACUGUGUGCAGGGCCAGACAUGUUUAAUGGAGAGAAGUUGGAAUAUCUGGAGAAGGCGAUUUCUGCAGAGCGUCACUGCGCAAACGUUUCUCUUGGCGGAGAAGAAAUUUCUACGCCAACAGGUAAAGUGAUUGUAUUAAUUUAUUUAACACUUAUUACAGCCAAGGGCAACAUUUACACUGGCCACUUGUGAGUCCAAAUUCUCAUUUGGUGGUAGGGUAUGGCUUGCAAUGGCAAAAACCUGGCUAGUAUCAUAAAUCUUUAAAUUCCAAGCCCUGAAUUUACAGCAACAUUGCCAUGAUUUUAGCCUUUGCUCGCCCAUGGGGGCCCACAUUUUGCAUUUCAUGAAUAAAUCUUGGUCACAGAUUGGAACGGGUAUACCCAAUAUAUUUUUAUAUUAAAAUACAUACUUGAAUGAGCCGCCAUUUCAGGGUAAUUAAGUGAGAACUGCCGAGAAUUCACAGUGCAUUUUAAAUUUAGACCAAAACACACGAAAAGGAUGCACAUCUGACCGGGAGAAUUUUUCACAUUCAGCUAUUUUGGCUUUGAAUGUAAAAAUUCACUUUGAAUUCCUGACUUUAGUGAAUGAAGCGGUUUAUAUAUAAUAAAUAAGCAGAGGCAUAUAGACGAUAUGUUAGGGGUAGGGAUGGCAGGAGACCACCAGCAGAGUGAAGAUUGUGACUACUCGAAUAUAUGGUGUAACGCUUAUUGUAUUAUAGUUCUGACAGUAAUAAGACAUUUAUUCUAGAAUUACAGUGAGUGAAGCAUGGAGGGAUGAUUGUUUGGGAUAUUUGAUUUAGUAGUCCCCCCUCCAAACAAAAAGUAGAAAGCUCUCUACAGAGUCCGUUAAUCAGAGAAAAAAAUAAAACUUUAUAAAUAUAUAUAUAUUUGUUUCAGGUUUUCACAAAAUGGAAAAAUCAGACAAGGCAGAGACGGACAUGGAAUGAACCGAAGGGAAGCAGCAGGAUUCUAGGAAAACUCUGAACUAUGAUACGAUGCAAACAGCCCUAGUGAGCCACAAAGUGGCUAGCAAAGCAUUGUGGGGAAACGCUUGGCAUGCUUCACGUUGCUGACAUUUCUUCCCAGUGUAACCCUUUCAGGACCAAUCACAUGUCAGGACUGGUGAGGUAACAGGGUUUGUCUAACAUUGGUCUUUAAGAGGUUAAUCCAUUUUCACACAUUCUUCCUUUACAGGGUGCAAGAAUUAGAAUAUUCUAAUGAAUGGGGUCCAACUCAUUAUUUGAAGAUUUGUUACCAUUAAAAAAAUAACUAAAAUUAUUAAAAUUUAAAGCACAUCCUACAAUAAAAAAAUUUAAAAAUUCUUCUAACCAGUUUUGUAAGAGUAUAAUCCGAUUUGAAAAUAAAUAACUUUUUAUCAAAUCUUUACACCUAUGCAUAUGUCUAAAUCACCCUUUCACCCAGAAGGAAGAAACCAGUGAAACCAGUGUGGGCUGAGUUACUUUAAACGCUAAAAUAUCCUUUGGAGUUUGUUCACUAAAUUAUGAAUUUAAAAUUUUAGACAAAAAAAAAAAAACCAAAAAAACCCCCUGAAUUUUAAAAAGAAGCAAAAAACAAACAAGCUCCCAACAUAGCCGUUUUUCCAUUGCAACUAAUUCAGUGUAAACAGUAACAAUGUUUAAAUUAUGUGCGUCUGGCCCUUUAAAAUGAUCUCACGUUACUUGACCAUCAUGUGACCAUGCAGAGCAAUCACUGAACCUAAAGACGACAUUCCUGUUACAGCUGUUUGUAUCAUUAGAAACAUAGAAUGUGACGGCAGAUAAGAACCAUUCGGCCCAUCUAGUCUGCCCAAUUUUCUAAAUACUUUCAUUAGUCCCUGACCUUAUCUUAUAGUUAGGAUAGCCUUAUGCCUAUCCCACGCAUGCUUAAACUCCUUUACUGUGUUAACCUCUACCACUUCAGCUGGAAGGCUAUUCCAUGCAUCCACUACCCUCUCAGUAAAGUAAUACUUCCUGAUAUUAUUUUUAAACCUUUGUCCCUCUAAUUUAAGACUAAGUCCUCUUGUUGUGGUAGUUUUUCUUCUUUUAAAUAUAGUCUCCACCUUUACUGUGUUGAUUCCCUUUAUAUAUUUAAAUGUUUCUAUCAUAUCCCCCCUGUCUUGUCUUUCCUCCAAGCUAUACAUGUUACGAUCCUUUAACCUUUCCUGGCAAGUUUUAUCCUGCAAUCCAUGAACCAGUUUAGUAGCCCUUCUCUGAACCCUCUCUAAGGUAUCAAUAUCCUUCUGGAGAUACGGUUUCCAUUACUGUGUACAAUACUCCAAGUGGGGUCUCACCAGUGUUCUGUACAAGGGCAUGAGCCCUUCCCUCUUUCUACUACUAAUACCUCUCCCUAUACAACCAAGCAUUCUGCUAGAAUUUCCUGCUGCUCUAAUGUCUGCCUACCUUUAAGUCAUCAGAAAUAAUCACCCCUAAAUCCCUUUCCUCAGAAAUUGAGGUUAGAACUCUAUCAAAUAUUCUGUACUUUGCCGUUUGGUUUUUACAUCCAAGAUGCAUUAUCUUGCACUUAUCCACAUUAAACGUCAGUUGCCACAAUUCUGACCAUUUUUCUAGUUUACCUAAAUCAUUUGCCAUUUGGCUUAUUCCUCCUGGAACAUCAACCCUGUUACAUAUCUUAGUAUCAUCAGCAAAAAGACAUACCUUACCAUCAAGACCUUCUGCAAUAUCACUAAUAAAAAUAUUAAAGAGAAUGGGUCCAAGUACAGAUCCCUGAGGUACCCCAUUGGUGACAAGUCCAAGCUUCGAAUAUACUUCAUUGACUACAACCCUCUGUUGCCGGUCACUCAGCCACUGCCUUACCCAUUCAACAAUAUUGGAAUCCAAACUUAAAUAUUGCAGUUUAUUGAUAAGCCUUCUAUGUGCAACAGUGUCAAAAGCCUUACUGAAAUUUAGGUAAGCAAUGUCUACUGCACCACCCUGAUCUAUUAUUUUAGUUACCCAAUCAAAAAAAAAAAAUCAAUAAGAUUAGUUUGGCAUGAUCUCCCUGAAGUAAACCCAUGUUGUCUCUGAACUUGAAAUCCAUGUGUUUUUAGAUGUUCAUCAAUCCUAUCCUUUAACAUGGUUUCCAUCACUUUCCCCACUACUGAAGUAAGAUUUACUGGCCUAUAGUUGCCCGACUCCUCCCUAUUACCUUUCUUGUAAAUGGGCACAACAUUCGCUAACUUCCAAUCUUCUGGGACUACUCCUGUUAACAAUGAUUGGUUAAAUAAAUCUGUUAAUGGUUUUGCUAGUACACCACUAAGCUCUUUUAAUAGCUUUGGGUGUAUUCUAUCAGGUCCCAUUGACUUAUUUGUCGUUACUUUUGACAGUUAAAAUAGAACCUCUUCCUCUGUAAACUCACGUGUAAUAAAUGACUCAUUUAUCCUUUUUCUUAACUGAGGUCCCUUUCCUUAAUUUUCAUCUGUAAAUACAGAACAAAAAUAUUCAUUGAAGCAGUCAGCUAGACCUUUAUCCUCUUCUACAUACCUUCCUUCUUUUGUUUUAAGUCUAACUAUUCCUUGUGUUACUUUCCUUACUCAUUUAUGUAUUUAAAAAAAAAAAAUAAUAAAAAAAAAAAUAAUCACACCUACAUAAGUAACUACGCGAUUACCAAAUUCUAAUGUAAGAGACAAACAGACUAUGUUCGCCUCACUAACUUUUAUUAGGUUAGAUUUUAUGCUAUCCUUCACAUACAGGGCCACCCUCCCCCCUUUCUUGCCUUCCCUAUCUUUUCUAUAUAAAGAGUACCCUGGUAUUGCUAUGUCCCAGACAUUUUUCUCAUUACACCAUGUCUCAGUAACAGCGACUAAAUCUACACUAUCAGUUGCCAUUAUUGCCACAAGUUCAUGGAUCUUAUUCCCUAAACUGAUAGCAUUUGUAGACAUGACUCUAAGCUUAUUUUUUAACACACUUGCUACAGGCACCUUCUGUCCUUGUUUUGGGGGACAAUUGGAUUGAUGUUUUAUCACCCUUUUGCCCCCCCUCCUAGUUUAAAUACAUCCUAGCAAAACCUCUGAACUGCUCACUGAGAACAUUUGUUCCUUUUUGAGAAAGAUGCAAACCAUCUUUUUUGUACAGCUUAUCUCCAUUCCAAACAGAGCUACCAUGAGAAAUAAAGCCAAAUCCUUGCUCCCGACACCAUUCACCAAGCCACAAGUUAAAGUCCCUAAUACGCAUCCACCUGUCGUUCUGAGUGUUAUGCACAGGAAGAACUUCAGAGAAUGACAGUGUGGAAGCAACCUGCCGUAUAUCAUUGGUAAAAACACUAAAAACUUCCUUAACCUCUGAAACCUCAUUGCAAAGCAAGUCAUUUGUCCCUAGAUGGACAAGUACAUCCAAUUCCCCUUCCUGCUUUGCUUGCUUAACAAUAUUACAGAUAUAUCUUCUAUCUCCGUGAGCACAUCUUCCAAAGCCACUAUUAUACAACUCCACACCUCUUAUGAUAGAUUCCCCCCAACAACAACUGCUUUCUAUCAGGCCUCACCUUGUCCCUUUUGUCAUUGGCUGCAGUCUUGCACAUCCUAGGCAUAGAGGAUGGUGGUUCCACAAACUGAACCUUUCUACAUAACACCACUACACUCUUAAAGUGCUGAAAAUGAAUUAUGUAGAGACACAGACUGUGGAAUAGGUCUUUAUCCACAACUCCAAGUCUACCAGAUUCUACAGUUAUCCAUCUGCCAUUCCUAGGAAGCCCCUGCGGCAGUGCUUGCAUUACAGCCUGGGAACGCCUUCAGUGGUCAUUCCUCUGACAGCUUCCUGGGUCAGUGCCUAUGUUCUGCAUGGAAACGCUGAACGCUCUGAGGAGAUGCUGAUUGGCUAGGGCAGCGUUUUUCCCCUCGCACCCACCCCCGUUGGCUGAGAUCAUCAGAAUUGAGAAUCUCGGCCAACCCAACACUUUCCUAUGAGAAAGCAUUGUGAUUGGCUUAGAUUAUCAAUUCUCAAUCAAUUCUGAUGUCAGCCAAGUAGGUGGAUCAAGGAUGUGGCCAACACCAGAUGAUACCGUGUGGUGCUGGAAAAAAAAUUGAGUAUUGUACUUCUUUAACUGGGACAAGGGAGGCCAGGGACCCUACGUGUGUUUUUAACACUAUAGGCUCAGGAAAACACUCCGGUAUGUAUUCCUAAACCUAUAGUGUUCCUUUAAUCUUGCGGCUUUGCAAUUUUUGCAUAUCAAAGUACAAUGUAAGCGAUUUAUAAACCUGAUUCGUCUCAUCUCUACAAAAAGGCAUUAGUCAUUGUGAUAUAAUGACUAGAAUUGUGCAAAAAAUCGAGUUGUUCAGGUGUGGAUUAAAAUAAUUUUAAUUCGGGCAAAGUGGCCAAAACCAAUUUUUUCACAAGUUACUUUAAAGAUAAAAUAAUUUUUCCGUGAGGUCAUUCCAUUAUUAUUCCCACCUGUUCAUCCUCCCAACAAUAACAAAGUUCACUUAGAAAAAAUUAAAAAUGAUUUAUAGGGGCGUGGCACUCAACCCGAGCUCCUAAACCCCAACCUGUGAAGCCCUGUUAAAGCGUCCAAGACCUACAAAAAUGCCAAGAAAUGGGGAAGAACAAAUGCCUAACCAGCACGGGACAGACCAGUGCGACCCCGUCGAGAUCACAGCCCGGCCCGAUGGAUGAGUUCCUAUCCGUGCCGCAUGUCCCCGUGACUCCGGAGACACUGGCGCGUCGGCUCCCGCAUCGCGGAAUCGACCCGAGGCAUAGCUACAACCGGUACCCUCACCCAAAUAUCCGCAGAUAUCACCGCGAUAUCCGCAAGCAUGUUGACCCGCAGAGACAAGAAUGAAAUUGUGGUAGAACAUUAUCCGGGAGGAGAUCACGGCGGUGCGCAACGACCUCACAGCCCUGGAGCAGCGGGUGGAUGACCUGGAGGCGGAACGCCUGCAAGACACGCAACACCAGCAAGCCACGGACCUGGCGACCACGAGGCAAGGUAAUAUACUCCUGGACCUCCGCCACCAGAUUGAAGAUCUUGACAAUCGUGGCCGGCGCAAUAACAUCAGAAUACAGGGACUACCGGAGGCCAAGGGGGAGGUGCCGCAGGAGAUCCUCGCAGGUCUGUUUACUGAACUGCUGGGAGACGCAGCUCCUAGCGACUUUGGCAUAGAAAGGGCUCACAGGGCACUACGAGCACCCAGACGAGAUGGUCUACGAAGAGAUAGAAUAUGUGCCCUGGUGUCGUUCCAACUAAAAGAGUCUUUAAUGCUGGCAACUAGAACCCAACAGCACAUAACCUACAUGGACGCACAAGUCUCCCUCUUUCAAGAUCUAUCCACGAUCACCCUGGACGCCCGCCGGGCCCUAAGGCCUCUUACCUGCCUGUUGCAAGAGCGGAGCAUCCCAUACAAGUGGGGCUUUCCAUUUAGCCUCCAGGCCCGUGUGGGCAACAUGUGGCAUAUCAUCCGCUGGCCAAGCGAUGUACCCAGAUUUCUCCGAUCCGCCAACCUACCUACUAUCCCGGUGCCGAACUGGAUCCUAGAGGGCUCUCCGGCGCGAGCAACAGGCCCAACAGAGGUGGCACACAACCUACAACCGGAACCCAGACCACAACAACGCCGAGGAGGCCCAGAAGAGUAACCACAGACACGCAGCACCGGUACACGACCCAAUAAGAUACACCAGGCCAAUCCGGCGCAGCACUCAACGGAAUCCCAGCUCUACCGGCAAAGAACACACUAUGAUCCGGACACACCGGCCCGACGACACCGAACUGGGUAUGUACUUUCCUUGACUACAACCUGAUAGCAAUAGCGGGGUGUUAAGGGUGGAUACCAGGUAGGUGGGGAGGGAGCGGAUAACCUGAACGGGGGGUGGUAAGAGGAAGUGCCCCAUCUGGAAGGCCGAACUGCCAAUGGAUAUGCACAGGAGGAACCCCUCAAGUUGGGUGGGAGAAGCCAACCAGAAGGAGGGCGGGAAUGCGCAACUACAAGGGCCUGCACAGGCAGAGGACAACCAUGCAGCAGUGAGCCACCAAGACUUAAAAAAUACCAGGAGAUGGAGGGUUGGUCGCAGGGCAGUGGAGGAUCACUGUGAAACGGGUAAAUCAAAAUAAAGGAAUAGUCCAACAAUUACCCAAUUUUAAGAACUAGCAUCGGGGUAGAUCGGUAGCUAAAACCGGGAAGGACCUGUCUAGUGGGCAGUUUAUUGUACAGUUUAAUUUUCAAAGGUUAAUUCACAUGAGGGCCCCCUAGACCAGGAAGCACCCACGCACAGACCGCACUUCCUAGCAAGGCAAUAGCAAUGCAAGACUCCUGAAACCAUAGGCUUAAAAUGAAGCACACAUAUAGAACCGGAGUGCACAGAGUAGGAGCGAAGGGGUGGAGCCAGGUAUAGACAGGGAGGAAGAAGCGUGAACUGCCAGAGCACCAGGGGAGCUAACUUGAACAGACAGACACAAUACACGACAAGGGCCACAGUCAGGGCAAAGGGCAGCCUAAUAACAGACACCUAAGACAGGAAGAACAAACACAAGGGAGGAGCAGGUACACUACAGCGAGAAACCAGGCCUGGGGGCUAACAAAGAGAUGACAAGAGCCACCACCCUGACGUAACCUCACGGGCAGACACACACCGCUUCGUCUGGAAAGCAACACAGGACACUGCACAACAGAGAUAGAGUAUACCCAGGAGACGGAAACAUGCCACGGACUAGCGAAUUCAAGAGGCGUCGACCCAAUCCCCACUAAAACACACAGCAUGCUUUAAGGGGAAGGGUCGCAACAGGACACCCGAAUGACACACACUAGGAGAUAGGCUGCUCCAAAUCUCUGGUUAACCCAGGGAGGCCCUGACUCAGACACUAGGAGGUAUGACCGGGGACGGGAGAGCUGCAGGAGAUACUAAAGAUAGAAGGAACCAGACAGGACCACACAAACGUUCCUAGGGCAACGCACUAACAAACAGGACACAAAAUUUCUACUAUUAUUAUUUCCUUGUGUGGCAGCCUAGCGCUGAUUUUUCUCUUUCCAGGACACAAAAUACUGACUAGAACCAAGGCGGCAUAGGCAAUUGGUGCCCCCCCAAACUUAAAAUACACCGUCUGGACAACUACACUCACACCAUGCAGGGCGGGUGCUGACGGAAAGGAGAAAGUACAGAUCACCACAUAACUAGACAACACCACUACCGUGAGUGGCUCCACAGAACCCCACUGAGACAGACCCAAACUGUAAAUAAAACCAGGGUUCCUUGCGUCGGAAUUGUAACCCCGACGCAGGAACAAUACCCGGUACAGGGUCGACGUCACAUCCUAAGAGUCAGGCAGACCCUUCACCACAACACAACUCUCUGACUUCCCUACACCUACUGACGCCCCCACAACCCAAACCGUGCCGCUGCGGGGGCGCCGCCUCGACGGCGCCCAAGCGGGGAUUUGUCCCAGCCCAGCUGACAUAUUGGUCCAACAAUGUUCAGGGACUCAACACACCUGAAAAGCGAUCGCACCUGCUAAGGCGGCUGUGGGCCGCAAAAGCAUACGUGGCAUUCCUGCAGGAGACGCACCUCAGAGGUGGAGACGCACCCAAAUUAGAGAACCGACGAUUCCCACAAGGAUUCUACGCGAAUCACCCAGAAGCCAAAAAAGCGGCAAUACUCUUUGCCCAAGCAACACCUUUCCACCACACAGCAUUUCAGGAGGACCCCAACGGUAGAUAUCUCUUCCUAAAAGGCACCAUAGCGCACCACACCUACACUUUCGCAUGCCUAUAUGGCCCAAACAGAAAACAACACCUUUUUAUCCCGGACGCUGGCCAAGUUAGAGAAAUUUAG